UCUCCGGUCGCUGAUCAGAAGAGGUUACGAGAAUUGUAGGACCUCAAAUACUUACACCACGAAGUCAGUGUUCAUCGAUGGUUACUCCUUGACACAGAACAAUGUCAGAAACCUCAGCUGUUGUUGGUGUUAGGAGUCUGUGAAAUAAGCAACAGCAGCAGCAACAGUAUCAAUACGGACAAGAGUUACUUCAGCCCUGCAGGGCCUGAUAAUUUACUCCAUCAUGAAGGUUCUUGUUGCAGCUUUUCUCUGCUGCAUCUUUCUGGCGUUGCAGGAAAACGUCGUUGGUCAACGGACGUAUCAGAGAGUCAAAAGGAAAGAGGUGUAAAAACCAAGAGGAUCACUGUAAACUCUGACAGUGAAUCCAAAAUGACUGUCGGGGACCGGAGCGUUGAUGGUGGAACACAACUUUCUAACAGGAAUAGUGGUAAUGCUAAACAAAUGAAAAGUGAGACCAAGACCCAGGUCAGAAGUGGAAAGAGUAGCGGUAGACAAAAUUGGAAUAGAAGCAGCAAGAGACAAGGGACAAAACGACGCCCAGCCAAUCACAACAGCAGGCUUGUCAAGAACCAGGAUAGGCACAGACGUGUCAAGAACCUGGAUGGGUUUAGACGUGUCAGGAAAGGAAAGACAAGAAGAAAGAAAAUUAGCAAAACUCGCGGGAUCAACAAGAAAACAGAGAGCAGUCGUGAUAGCAAAGGCAAGAAAUAUCGCAAUGCCAAGGAGGAAGAGACCGAUAACAGAGCCAAGAACAAAAGGAGCCAUCGCAAUGGUAUUGAAGGUGGAGAUAAGAUCUCGGAAAAGAAUUCUCCAAAUAACCAGAAAACCGCCAAAGGACACAAGAAAAGAAGAUAUCCGAAAAAGAUAAAUUAUAAAACACAAGAUCGCAACUCAAGAAAAAAAAUAUUUAGGCAGCUGAAGGCUAAGAAGAAGAGAAAAGGAAAAAAACAACCCAGAAAUCUCAAAGAAUACAAAUUAAACCCAAAAUUCUCAAAGAAGGAGUCGCCUAAAUUACAAAGAAAAGUAUCUGAUGUAGAGAGAAAACAGAAAUCAACUAAAUGGAAGAAACAGAAGUUAACUAAAAGGAACAAACAGAAAUCAUCCGAAAGAAAAAAGCAAAAGGCAGCUCCAAUGAAAAAACAGAAAGUAACAAAACAAAAGAAAGAAAAAUCAGCUAGAGGGAAAAAACUGAAGUUCGCAAAAAGGAAGAAACAAGAGUCAACUAAAGGGACGAAAUGGAAGCAACAGAAAUUACCUAUAGAGAAGAAACAGAAGUCAAACAACAGAAAGUCACAGAAGUUAGGCAACAGAGAGACACAGAAGCCAACUACAAGAAGGAAACAGAAAGAAGCUAAAGGGAAGGUAAUUAAACUGAACAAACAAAAGUCAGAUAAAGGGAAAAGACGAAAGGCAGGAAUUGGGGAAAAACGUAAGUCAGCGUCCAGGAAGAAGGAAAAGACAGCUAGAGGGAAGAACAAAAAGGGAAAAACAAAGAAGAGCAAAGAUAAAAAACAUAGACAUAGGAAAAAGGACGAGAAAAAGAAAUUGAAGAAAAACAGGAAUAAGAACAAGCACAAAGUACGGAAGGGUGGAAGUCGACAAUCCAAAAAAAAUAAAAACAAAAAAGGCAAUCGAAAGAGUGAAAAAUAUAUGAAGAAAACGAGUAAAUUUAAGAAAAGUAAACAUAAAAAGAGUAGGAAAAUGAACAAAAAACAAAAUAAAAAUAAAAAAAAAGGAUGGUAAGCUAAAAAAAGGAAAUAAAAAGAAGAGGCCACACGGUAGCGGGGAGAAUCAUCAUCGUCCUCCAUACGGUAGCGGGGAGAAUCAUCAUCGUCCUCCACACGGUAGCGGUGAGAAGGGACGUUGCAAAACAACCAAAAAAUGCAUGAAAAGUGGCGGGAAGUGCACUUCUGAAAAAAAGUGCAAGACUAAGGCUGUGACUGGGAAGUGCAAAGGAAAGUCUUGCCACUGUUGUCUCUCUGUUUGCGCAGCUAAACCAAAAAAGAAAUGCACUAAACACAAGGGUGUGUGUAAGACAAAGUGCGACGUGAAGGAGCGACAGAUCCCCAAGGGUUGCAUGAAGAAAACUUGUGUCUGCUGUGCCAAGGCUUGCAAGCCCACGACGCAGUGUACUGCUGGUGGUGGUUAUUGUGUAGAUAAGAAGAAGUCUUGUAAGGGAUGGGUCGACAAGGAUGACUGCAAGGGAGCCAAGUGCUUCUGUUGUUAUCCAGUGACGACGGCAAAAAAGACAACGAGUACCACAACUACGACUACCACAACUCCGAAUACCACAACUACGACUACCACAACUCCGAAUACCACAACUACGACUACCACAACUCCGAAUACCACAACUACGACUACCACAACUCCGAAUACCACAACUACAACUACCACAACUCUGAAUACUACAACUACGUCUACCACAACUCAGAAUACCACAACUACGACUACCACAACUCAGAAUACCACAACUACAACUGCGAAUACCACUACUACAUCAACGACUACCACAACCACAAGAACGACUUACAACUUCUAUAAGUACCACGACUACAACUACCACAACAACGACUUCAGCUUCUAUAAGUCCCACAACUACAACUACAGCAUCAACAGUUACUACAACAAGCACGAGUUUCACAACCACAAUAACAAGUACCACCACAAUUGCAACAACGUCAGUAACAACUACUUCAACCAGCACAUCUACUACCACUUCAGUGAGCACUACACCUACUACUACAACCAGCAAUAUAACUACUACCACUUCAACCAGUGCCUCAACUUCUACAAGCAACACCUCAACUACUACUUCAACCACCACUUCAACAACUACUUCAACCAGCACGUCAACCACUAA
This is a messenger RNA of Cherax quadricarinatus, 2863 nucleotides long. Its product is annotated as serine-rich adhesin for platelets-like. Lineage: Eukaryota; Metazoa; Arthropoda; Malacostraca; Decapoda; Parastacidae. The record is from RefSeq and is a predicted model, not a curated record.